AUGAAGAGUAAGUACAUUCUGUGUCCGCUGGACUGGCAAAUUGACCAUUUUUUCUGUACUGCUGAAAUACUUUAUGGUUUUGUGGAUACUGAUGUCUACAGUAUCCUCUUUUGUUACCACGAUGAGGCAGACAACUGUAAGCUGCUGGACGAUGAGUAUAUCCCUUCUGAAACCAUUAAACCAAUGUCACCAUGCAACUUUACCAUGAGUCAAAACUUCAGUCAGUACAGCUUCUCCUGGAAAAACUCCUAUGAGGAAUACAGAGACUUCACAAACCUUUACCAAGAGUUGAGAUAUCAGCUGCGUUUCUAUCAAAAAGGACAAGAGUUCAAUGGGAGUGCCCAUAAUGUUAUUGUGGACGAAAAAACAUAUACUAUUCCAGAUGGUAUUUUAAUGCCCGACUCUGAGUAUGCCGCCAAGGUCCGGUCCAGACCCAACCAGGUUCAUUACAAAGGACAUUGGAGUGACUGGUCCACAGAGAUCUACUGGACGACUGGAGAGGAAAACAAUCCCCUCACCAUACACCUGGGAAGAGUGCUUAUAUCUUAUGUUAUGCCUGUCUGCAUUGGUGUCAUUUUGGUGCCAUUUUUCCUAAUUUUAUGUUUCAUUCCUGUUAAAAAGUGGAAACUGAAAACUUUCAUCCCAACUCCAGAGCCUUAUUUUCACACUCUAUAUACUGACUGCCAUGGAGAUUUUAAGAGUUGGGUAGUGAUGGAGCAAAUCAUGGAGUUGCCAAAGACAGAAAAAAUUGUCCACAUUGACAAAAUGUUGGAGUCUGAUAUUUGUGAGGCAGCCCCCAGCCCCCCUCAGAGCACAUAUGCCAACGUGAGCCAGUCUGUGGCUGCUUUACUGGAGGAGGGUCUCCCUUACACCGUGAGUACAUCGGGGCUGGACUCUGCUACAGCCAGCUGUACCAGUGCUUACCUCAGCCCACAGUCCAGGAGUCCUGCAGAGGGGGACUCUGGCUGCUGGCUCAGCAGUGACCACUCUCUAGAGAGGGGCCCCUCCUGGUACUGCAACGACUACUGCACCCUCAGUACCUUCCAGCAGUCUGCACUGGGUACAAGCGAGCCACUAAAAUAUGGCACGCAUAUGAUGGGAUUUGAUGAAAUAAAGGAAAUUGAUAUCUACUGA
This is a messenger RNA of Periophthalmus magnuspinnatus, 1134 nucleotides long. Its product is annotated as interleukin-21 receptor. NCBI's taxonomy places the organism in Eukaryota, Metazoa, Chordata, Actinopteri, Gobiiformes, Gobiidae. Gene Ontology annotation, cellular component: membrane; external side of plasma membrane. The transcript is spliced from 7 exons. Bases 1 to 1134 code for a protein of 377 amino acids. Gene Ontology annotation, molecular function: cytokine receptor activity; protein binding. Gene Ontology annotation, biological process: cytokine-mediated signaling pathway; immunoglobulin mediated immune response. The record is from RefSeq and is a predicted model, not a curated record.